AUGUUGAGAACAAGGACCGUACUGGCUUCUGCCGUGGCUCUUUUGUUGAUAAGAUUGCUUCUGCAUCGCGUUUAUUUUCGCCGUGGAGGCAAGCUGGUACCCGGCAGCAUUGCGGUUAUCACCGGUGGUGGUUCUGGCAUUGGUCUGGAAUUCGCGCGCCUCUUUGCCAGGGCCGGUUGUCACGUUGUGCUUGUUGGUCGCAAUGUCGCAAACUUGCGUGCGGCACAGGCCUCGUGCUUGUCGCUGGGAGCCCCAACCGCCGAGUACGUCGUCGCCGACCUUGCCACAGUGGAGGGCACCACCAAAGUGGGGGAUGUUGUGCGGGAGAGGCAUGGGGCCCUCAGGUACUUGGUUCUCAACGCUGGGGCGGGUGCCAUUGCUGCUUUUUCAAGUGAUCCAAGUUUUACCGACAACUGUGAUAAGAUGAUGCAGAUUAAUUACUUUUCGAAUGUCCGUUUGCUUCAGCAGUUGUUACCACUGCUGGAAAACACAAACUCCGCGACAGCUCCGUCUAGGAUCAUUGUUUUGUCGUCUUUGGCGGGUGUGCUGCCCUCAAUAUAUCGCAGCGCAUAUACGGCAUCUAAGCAUGCUAUUCAGGGAUUCAUGAACGCAGUACGCGGGGAGACGGCGGUGUCAAUUACGUUGUGUUGCCCCGGCUACGUUGACACCGACUUUCAUCAACGGGCCCAACUCGCUGGAAACUUUGCUGCUAGCAACACACGUCGCGGUGUGCCGGCGCAGGUGUGUGCACAGGUCUGUCUGGACGGUGCGCUUCGUGGCGACAGUGAGGUGAUAACAACAGUUUCUGGUAAGCUUGGCUACAUCCUGCGACCCAUCUUCACGAAAUUCAUUGAUGCCCAGGUGAAGCGGGUCAGCCUUCACUCACUUCAAAGGUAG
Messenger RNA from Trypanosoma rangeli, 897 nucleotides. Its product is annotated as short-chain dehydrogenase. Gene Ontology annotation, molecular function: oxidoreductase activity. The transcript has a single exon. Gene Ontology annotation, cellular component: membrane. NCBI's taxonomy places the organism in Eukaryota, Euglenozoa, Kinetoplastea, Trypanosomatida, Trypanosomatidae. Bases 1 to 897 code for a protein of 298 amino acids. The record is from RefSeq and is a predicted model, not a curated record.